Molecule: messenger RNA, 2969 nt
Organism: Gavialis gangeticus (Gharial)
Lineage: Eukaryota; Metazoa; Chordata; Crocodylia; Gavialidae
Gene: SPATS1
Product: spermatogenesis associated serine rich 1
Exons: 7
Coding region: 98-1003 (301 amino acids)
Source: RefSeq, a predicted model, not a curated record
GAAGUUAGCACUGGACCCCCACUCCCACCCCAGCUCCUCUUGCACAUCAGUCUCAGUAGCUCCCGAGACUGCACAGGGACACGGGUGUAGCAGAGGCAUGGUGGUAACGGGGAGCGGAGCUAGGUUUCCAAAUCCUGGCAAGGGAGAUAACAUGGUGCAAUCUGCGGGCAGCACAUCACAAGAAGACGGGGAGGAUGGACCUCAAGGCAUCAAAUCUCUCCAGCAUCCUGAACUCAGCAGCCAAACAACGAAAUACUACAGACUUCAUGGCCACCAGCAUGCAUCUCACCAUAUUGCAAGUCAAGACAGUCUUGACAGACCUUGCAUCCACUCUGAAGACUCUUGUUGUUCCAACCAUGGCCUUGAGCUUGACCUGGAGUUGAAGUCCAGGCCUUCCUCUUUAUCCGCUCCUGGCUCUUCAGAUGCUCCACUCCCCAACACUAACUCAGCAGCAACUGCUCUGCAGUGUAGUAGGUCUCCUGAGAAGAUCACUUUGCUGGAAUCUCCCACACAAAACAAGACAAAACUGGCUUUAGAAUGGACUUUUUAUCCACGGUUUGGUCUUCAUACAUAUCAUAUCGGGAAACGAUGCGUCUUUAACGGCAGUUUCCUCCGAAACAAAACCUCUGCAUCAGAAAGGACCUUGGAAAUGUGUUUGGGGAGAAAAAAACAUGAAAUUGACUGCAGAAAUGGCAUCCCCAUGGCAACCCCUUGUGACAACUGCUACAAGUGUCCAGAACACAGUUUGGACUUUCACAGAUUCGGAUCAACGAGGCCAGUGGUGAAUUUUGGAUGUGAAAAGUAUAAAAAGAGAGUAGAUACAUUUAUCCCUCUUCAGCAUUUGCCACAGAUUCCUUGUGUUCCCUAUCAUGUAAAGGAGAAACAGAAGGAAUUAGCAAGGGAAAGGAAUGAGGUGAAAAAUCUAGACAGAUGGAAACCUGCUCCACCACUAUGUCAGACCUUGCUUAUUCCUUCACCGCUACGAAGAAUAAAAACAUCAUGAACUGCAAUGGGAAGGUCUUUCUGAAGAAUAAUUUUGUCAGCUACAGAUAAUAAAAAGAAGAGCUUUAAUAUCCCACUGUGAAUACCAUUGGAUGUGGUUUCUUACUUCAGUGGCUCAUGUAUCCUGAUGUGGCAAUUACUGUAGAUAUCCAGUUUUCAUUUACUGGUUUCUUGUUGAGUUCUGGAUUGUCACUUGUUCACUAUUACCCUGAAGAAAAGCUCCAACCUAUUUUCUUGUACUAGUUGUUCAAAACUAGAUGAGAUACUGAAUAGGGAUGGACUGAGAAUGUAGUGCACCCCUAUUUAUAAUACAAAAGUACAGAGAUUUUUUGUUUGUUUCAUGCUGUUACUUCCCCAAACAGAUUAUUUCUAUGCCACAAAUCUGUUCCUCUGGAGUAACUGCUAGAAUUCAAAACUUCUUCCUAGGGUUACAGUAGAGUCUCUGGUAUAUACUCUAACUUUAUUCUAUGGAGCCCUCUACCAAGGCAUCUCAGAGAGAUUUGAACCUGAAUUGAUUUUCACAGCAUUGCAUUUAAGUGGGUGAGCAUUAGCUCACAUUUAUCUCUUGAAGCCCAUCUCACACCUGAUUCGAAAACCAUACACUAGUGCUAAUAUAAUGUCCCUGUUCCAAAGAGUUUCUUAUCUAAAUAAGACAAGACAUGGACAUGAACAUAGACAAGUGGAGGAGAAAAGAGAAGGAAGACCAGAGGAGCAAUGACAAGAGCACAUGGUUACUUUCACCACUGUGUGACAACUAGCGAGUUGCAAGUCAGUAACAGUUAAAUCGUUCAAGUUUUUAAAUGAUUCAGAGAAAACAACAGUACCAUUUUUUUUGGUAUUAUUUAAUACUUUGCUCAGCUGUUUUUGUGCAAUGUAGCUACAGUGCAUGCCACCAUUACAGCUUGACCUAAGAUUGCUUACAGAGAAGCGCUGUAACUGCAGGGCUGAUUUUGUGCUUGCUUCUUUCCCAUUCAAAGAGCUUUAGCUGUUUUCUAAGUGCACCAUAGAGACACUUUGCCGGUAAGAAUGCUUUUUAACUUCUCUGUUGAUGCAUAAUAGAAAGAAACAAUUUUUAAAGGAACCACUGUACUGUGAAAACAAUAGCACCGUGAAAUACGUAAUGGACAAUAUUCUCUUGGCUGCUUGCUUCAGUUUUGUUCCUUUUUUCUUAGCCGACGAUUAUUUCACCAGCUUUCCGCUUUUCAUUCUGUAUGUCCCUGGGUGCUUUAGAGGACAUGGUCUAACAUCAAGGAAGUCUACUGCUUCUUUAGGGACUUGGGGAGAUGUGGUGGAAACAGCUUUGGUAUCGCAGAGCCAUCUCACACUUGGAACUCUUAGCUGGCCAGGGAUUUUGGGGUUCCUCAAGGUUAGGGUGCCUGUUUCUGAGAGACCAAGUGGAAGUCACCGAAAAUCAGUGCUCAGUCCUGAAAACUGUCAUCGGUAGUUAAAAUGUCUGUGGUAACUGGCCAUUCAUAACAUUAGCUAUUCAUUUCAGUGGAGCAGAACAGGGAUUAGCUAUGAUGGCACAUCAUUUUCCCUGGGGCACCCACUCUGUAGUGGCUCUGUUUUAAUAGGAAGAUAGGGGGAAAGGGGGAGAAAGGGAUAAUUAGUAGCAGUGUUUUCCUCUAUGUUUCUGGAGCCAUACCAAAGCAGUGGUUCCAGCAGAAACCACACUGAGAAGCUGGUGAACUCAGAGAGCUCACUGCACAUGUGCAGUCCAGUUGAAGGGGAGUACAAUCGCACCCCUUAGAUCUGACCCUGGACCUUGACCUUAGUACUUGUGAUCAUCAUUUGGAAAACCCAUAUCUACCUUUAUAUUUAUCCAGUGAAAUAUUCUGGCCUAUUGAAAUCAAUGGGGGUCUUGACCCUAAAGGAGAACUUUACUCUGUGAAGUAGUAACAUUAAGAUUAAUGGUGCAAUAAGGUGAUACUGGGUGUGUCUACAUGAGUCAUUAUGGUGCAGUAGCA